AUGUUCCGAAAGCUCAAUUUUCUCCAAGAGGGCUCUGUGACGUCCGUCAAUUCGGCCUCCCAAUUCCUUGCCGGCAUUCGGGGAAAAACUAUUCAACCCGACCAAAUCAUGGUAUCCUUCGACGUUGUCUCACUUUUCACGCCCAUCCCACCAGACUUGGCGCGCGACGUGCUACGCAAACGCCUCGAAGAAAAGUACAACGAAACGACAGUGCCGCUAAAGAUCCAGCACCUAAUGCAGCUCUUUGCAUUCUGCCAACGAACCUUUUUCACCUUCGAUGGCAGAACAUACGAACAAAUCAAAGGAACACCCAUGGAUUCCCCAAUAUCCAGCCUAGCUGCGGAAUUGGUCCUACAAGAGCUAGAAAAGGUUGCUUUCAGCCAUUACAAACCUGCGUUUUGGCGCCGAUACGUGGACGAUACAUUCGUCAUUAUUGAAAAGGACAAGCUAUCGGGUUUCCAAGACCUACUUAACAGCAUAUUUCCCGACAUUCAGCUUACAAGAGAAGACGAGGAGGACUAG
Molecule: messenger RNA, 522 nt
Organism: Spirometra erinaceieuropaei
Lineage: Eukaryota; Metazoa; Platyhelminthes; Cestoda; Diphyllobothriidea; Diphyllobothriidae
Source: the annotation of a GenBank genome assembly